AUGGUCCUAGCAGCAAAGGCUUAUACGGUGUUUGAGUUCGGACAACUAUUUGGCGAGUUGCGAAGCGUUAACCCGGCAUGUGCCGAGUACUUAACGGAGUUGGGGCUACCUCACUGGACGAGAGCAUACUCUGUCAGGCAACGGUACAAUGUCAUGACAACCAAUGUCACCGAGUCGCUGAACAAGGUACUGAAAGAAUGUAGGGAAUUUCCCCUAAUUUCCAUGCUUGAAGCGAUACGGAUGAGCCUCAUGGGCUGGUUUGUAAGGAGAAGGGCUAAACACGCUGCUGAGAUACAUCCCCUGACAAGUAAAGUGCGAGAUAUCAUGGACGAAAUCUUUUUAGAAUGCACCAAAAUGAAGGUGAUUGUGGUAAACCAGAAUGAGUUUGAAGUUUACGACCCCAGUGGAGUUAGGUUUGAAGUGAAUCUGCAGUCCAAAAUAUGCAGCUGCCAUGCAAUGGCUGCCAGCUCGUACGGUCAGAUUGAUAACAAUACCCUUGUCGGAGAAGUAUACACCACAUGUUUUAUGAGAUCGCUGUACGAGGGGGUUUUCCAUCCAGUACCAACACCUGUAAGUACUGGUGAGUCUGAACUGCUUCCUCCAAUAAUGCGCCGACCACCUGGACGUCCAAGAAAAACCAGGAUCCCAUCUCGUGGCGAAUUCAAGAGACGUUCGAAAAAGAAAGCGGUCAGACUUUGCACAAGGUGUCUAGGUCGUGGUCACAACAGGGCAUCCUGCAAACUUCCGGUGAAGGAUAAAUGA
Molecule: messenger RNA, 762 nt
Organism: Eutrema salsugineum
Lineage: Eukaryota; Viridiplantae; Streptophyta; Magnoliopsida; Brassicales; Brassicaceae
Exons: 3
Coding region: 1-762 (253 amino acids)
Source: RefSeq, a predicted model, not a curated record